UAUUGUGGAAGCUCAUAAGGAUAUUUAAUGCUUCAGAUAUGAUUUCAUUAUGAAGUAAAUGUUUGUUGAUUUUUUUAAUGAAUCAGUUGAAAAUAAGUACUGUGGCUCCGUCAAUACUCGUUGAAUACCAAUUUUGCGGAUUUGUCAUUGAGUGCACUUGGAUGAAAUGUCAGUUGAAGUGCAAUACCUAUUUACAAACACAUUGUAAUUAAUGUUGACAAUGUUGGAAUAUUUGCCAUGCACACACAUAUGUAUCUAUAAGCUGUGAAAUUCAGUACAUUCGCCAAAAAUAUAUUAUCCAGAAUAUCAAUGAAACCAUACAAGUUAUUUUCAAAACCAAUUUCUUUGAUAAUCAUAUAUUUUACUUAGUAAAUAAAAUUAACUUCCAUUUGAUCAGCAUCCUACCCAUGGAUCAUCGCCGUAAUAAUGCCCAGGAUGUGUUACGAUGUCAUCUCUGUGAGACUCAAGCCCCACCUAUGUACUGUGACAUCUGUAACCUAAAUUUGUGUAAACCCUGUGUUGGGGAACAUCUCUCGAAUGAAUCUACAGAACACAAAGUAGUGCCAUUCAGAAAGCGUGGAUCCACCCUUUACUGUUCAAAACAUUCCACCAAGUUGUGCGAUCUUCACUGUGAACAGUGUGACAUUCCUAUUUGUGUGCAAUGUGUAUCAUCUGGUGAACAUAUAGGUCACAAACAAAACGACAUUCUAAUAUUUUUAGAAAAGAAGAAUAAGGGUUUACAGAAAGAUCUGAAAGAAUUAGUGAAUUUGAUUAAACCAAAAUACCAGGAGAGUGCAUCUAACAUCUCGGUUCAAAAGUCUGAUCUGCGCAAAAACUCUAAGAAACUGAAAACAGCCCUGGACAAACAAGGAGAAUCUUUGCACAGAGAAAUUGAUAACGCCAUCAAGAAACUCAAGAACGAAGUUGAUGAACUGGAAUCAAAGGACCUGUUGGGAGACCUGAGACAGCGCCUGAAGCAGAAGGAUGAGGAGAUCGCCUAUUACAAGGAGCAACAGCAGCACCACAUCUCUGACCUGACCAAGCAACACCAGCAGCAGAGGAAGGAGCUGCUGCAGCAACUCGACUGUCUGCAACAUGAACUUCAGCAAACCAAAGAUGAACAGACCAAGGCCUAUACAAGUGAUGUCCAGAGUCUUAGAAGUCAGGUUCUGAUCCUCAUCUCCCAGGUGACCGAGUCCCAGAAUAAACUUGAGGCUGCAAAGGAUGCCCUGGAGAAGAAGAGUGGACGACUCCAGGAACUAGAACACAUCAGCACGAUCCAACGCGAGGAGUUCCAGAGACAGCGCGCCCAGGACGCGGGGCUGGUGGAGACCCUCAGACUGUCCCUGAUGAGGUACGAGAACGCCCUCAACGCGGAGAGGAAGGAGCACCAAAACACCAAGAAAACAUCCGUAGAACUCAGACAGUCUUUCAACCAGCUGGUGUCUGACCACAAGAAUUUGUCGGAGAAGUACGAUAAUGUCCGCAUGCAGGAACAGAGUGGUUGUACGGAGACAGAGAAGCAGAAGUUACUGGACCAGAUCGGUCGCCUGACAGCUCGGGUCUACGCCGGAGAGGAGGCCAUUAACUACCGAGAGGAGAAACUGAAGAAAGUGGAGGAGGAGAACAAGAAGAUUAAGGAGAAACUCAACAACGUGGUACCUGUGCUGAGGGCUCAGGGGGAGGUAUGGAAGUCCAACUUUGACGCAGAGAGAGAUUUCCGAAAGCGACUCCACGCGGAGAAGAGCCAGCUGGAGAACAAGUUGAAGCAGCUCCAAUUCCGGAAUCAGCAGCUGCUGGAUGAGAUGGAAAAUUUCUCCAAGCGGCAGUUCCAGGAAAUGCAGCAGCGCCACACCAACCAGGGCUUCCAGCACUCCCUGCAGCAACACCUGAGGGUGGGGCAACAGAACCACGGCAGCCCCUACCAGCCCCCCACCUACCCCACUCAGUCUUACCCUGGCCCCGCCGCGGGGGCAGGGGCUGUGUAUGACAACAGAUCUACUAAUAUGACCAUGGGGCAGUCUCACGGCGGAUCUCAGAAGGGGGAGGAGCUCCAGCAGUUUGAGUGUCCGAAGUGUAACCAGACGUGUCCAGACAUGGACACCCUCCAGAUCCACGUGCUGGACUGUAUCGAUCAGGACAUGACCUGACCUACUGACCUGUGAACUGCCGACCUGUGACUUACUGAUCUAUGACCUAUUGACUUGUGACCUACUUGUGAAAUACUUACAUGCUGAAAUGCUCCAUUCCUGAAGAUGAAGUGACAGUCUCUGUAUUGAAUCAAACAUUGCUAGGAUAAUGUAAUAUGGGUUGGUACAUGCACAUAUGUUGGUUGGAUGUGCAUUAAUUAUGUAUCAUUGCUAAACAUCAAUUAGUUGUUAUUUUUAAUGAAAUAGAGUCAAAUAUAAAAACACAAAUUUUAAACUCAGUUCCAAAACAUGCUUUUAAUGUGAUUUAUCAUCUUUCUGAUUUAUUGAUUCAAAAUUUUAGUUCUUAAGGUAUUAUAAUGACAGUUUUUUGGUUCCUUUGAAUUGUUUAUUCAUUAUUUGUUUUUACAGUCUUUUAAACUGUUGAUUUUACAAUAUAGAAUAUACAAUGUGAUUUUGUCAAUAAACGAUGUAAG
Magallana angulata is the source of this 2623-nucleotide messenger RNA. RefSeq names its product NF-kappa-B essential modulator-like. The transcript has 8 exons. NCBI's taxonomy places the organism in Eukaryota, Metazoa, Mollusca, Bivalvia, Ostreida, Ostreidae. The record is from RefSeq and is a predicted model, not a curated record. Gene Ontology annotation, biological process: regulation of canonical NF-kappaB signal transduction. Gene Ontology annotation, molecular function: zinc ion binding; K63-linked polyubiquitin modification-dependent protein binding. Bases 408 to 2150 code for a protein of 580 amino acids. Gene Ontology annotation, cellular component: cytoplasm; nucleus.